Physeter macrocephalus (sperm whale) is the source of this 744-nucleotide messenger RNA. Its product is annotated as MLX-interacting protein-like. The record is from RefSeq and is a predicted model, not a curated record. Lineage: Eukaryota; Metazoa; Chordata; Mammalia; Artiodactyla; Physeteridae. Gene Ontology annotation, biological process: positive regulation of transcription by RNA polymerase II. The coding region runs from base 103 to 615 and encodes 170 amino acids. Gene Ontology annotation, cellular component: RNA polymerase II transcription regulator complex. The transcript has 2 exons. Gene Ontology annotation, molecular function: DNA-binding transcription factor activity.
CGCGGACAGUCGGCGCGCGGGCCGGGCCGGGCCGGCGCCCCGUCACCCUUGCUCGCCCGCGUCGCCCCGGAAUCCGGGGGAUGCCCCCGGCCGGGGCCCCCCAUGGCCGCCGACGUCUUCAUGUGCUCCCUGCGCCGGCCCCGCAGCCGGGGCCGCGCGGUGCUGCUCAAGCCCCAGGUGCCCGAGGACGACGACGACUCGGACACGGAUGAGCCGUCUCCGCCGCCCGCCUCCGGCGCGGCCACCCCGGCCCGGGGCCACGCGAGCGCCUCGCCACUGCCGCCCAGGGCCGGGUCGGGCAGCGAAGAGCCUCCGCGCCGCCAGCAGAUCAUCCACAGCGGCCACUUCAUGGUGUCGUCGCCGCACCGCGAGCACCCGCCCAAGAAGGGCUACGAUUUCGACACGGUCAACAAGCAGACGUGCCAGACCUACAGCUUCGGCAAGACCAGCUCCUGCCACCUGUCCAUCGACGCCUCGCUCACCAAGCUCUUCGAGUGCAUGACCCUGGCCUACAGGGGACACGGGUUCGAGCCCAGGUCCGUGAAGAUCCCACAUGCCGCGGAGCCGCUAAGCCCUAGUGCCACAAUUACUGAGCCCAAGUGCCACAACUACUGAAGCCCACGUGCCGAGCUGGUGCUCUGCAACAAGAGAAGCCACCGCAAUGAGAAGCCCGCUCACCACAACAAAGAGUAGCUCCCGCUCGCCGCAACUAGAGGAAAGCCCGCGCGCAGCCACAAAGACCCA